This is a messenger RNA of Cordyceps fumosorosea ARSEF 2679, 2889 nucleotides long. RefSeq lists its product as hypothetical. The record is from RefSeq and is a predicted model, not a curated record. NCBI's taxonomy places the organism in Eukaryota, Fungi, Ascomycota, Sordariomycetes, Hypocreales, Cordycipitaceae. The transcript has 2 exons. The coding region runs from base 1 to 2889 and encodes 962 amino acids.
AUGCCAAAGAGGCGGCGAACAGCCUCCCCGCCCCUUGCGCGAGAAUCAAGCGCCGUUACGCAACCCCAUAUACUGCCGCCAAAUACACAACCGCCAGGGGGAGAAGACGACAAGGCAUACCAGCUUUACUUAGAGCGAGCGUUUGCCGACCCCCGCUUCCGUUCCACCGUUGCCCAGAUAUUCAACAAGUACGACGGGAAAACCGCUCGAGCUGAUGAGACCAUCGACCCAGUUCUUGGUAGAACAUAUACAGGAGAUGGCAGUGCAGCCGGCCCGGCGGUCGGAACGCAGCUUGACAGCCUAGCGCACAACGAUCACCUGCCAUACCACCUGGAUAUGCGGCAAUGCGAACCCAAGCAGGAAGAUACCGAGACGGCCGACUAUCAAGCUGGAUUGAAUGAACCUCACGGUCCCUAUGCCACCGGGACUGCCCACCUUGGAACUGCCCCUCCUGGCUAUGUACCAAAUUUCGCUGACGGCGGUAUGCCCCCGGGCUACGCGCAGAGCUGGUAUGGGAACCCGUUUCAAGGCUCGGGAGCCUAUCCAUCGCAAUGGGCUGGAUUUACUGGCCAGUACUCAACGCCCAAUGGUCCUCCAGUGACUGCAGGCCCCUGGACGGCGCCGGAUAACUUUACAUAUAACUCAACGGCCUGGCCACCUCACGCGAUGCAACCAUCCCCACCAACAUGUCACAUAGAUCCUGCGCUAGAGAUGUUCGUGGAGGCAAAAAACGAGGAAGGAACCUACCAUUUCGCCCAAGAGGAGGAGAGUACGGGAAGCUAUGAGCCAGUUACGGAGUAUUAUUUCGAUGCUCUAGGUCGCAAACGACGGCGGCGGCUGGCGCAGCCUCGGUUUUCUAAGAACGGCAGGCGAUUAGGCCGCCCCCCAAAAUCAGCUGAGGAAUUGGGCAUCUCUACCGACAGGGGUGCUCAUGACGGCGAAGGCGAGGAGGAAAAGAACAGCGCCAGAGUUGUUGAUCUGAAACCCCCGACUAGCGAAUUCUGCGAUGAUGACGACGAUACUCUCUGGGGCGAGCUAGCAGAAGCAUUGCAGCUGGCAUCAAAGGCAACAUCGAAGAAAAGAAACAACAAUAGCACCAAACCGUCACAAAAGGGAGAGAAUUCCGCAACCGAGUCCGAUGGAGCGGCUGAGGCGGAAAAGGAUACUGACCAGGGCGAAAUGAUGCUGCAAAAGAUACAACAGGAGCUCAUUGAUAGGGCUGUUCGUCGCUCCAUAGCUAAGGAAAACGGCGACGAUACAGACGUUGCCGCCGAAGGCCGGAGGCGGUCGGGACGUGAACGAAAACCGGCCAAUUUUGGCGAGCAAGUAUCGUGGGACAAAGUCUCUGCAGAGCGGCGCACCAGCUAUAAAAUCAAAAUGCAUCUGCGAGCAUUAUCCGUGCAAGCGCGACGAGAAAGGAAAAGGAAGGAAAAAGAAGAGGCCGAGGCGGCAGCUAAGGAAAAGGAAGAGGCUGACAAGGCCAGGAAAGAGAAACAAGAAGCAGAGGAAUUGGCUGCUGCUACUGCUGCCGCCGCUGCCGCCGAAAAAGAUGACAUGGGAGAAUCAAACAAGGCGAUGCCGUCUACGAUUCCCGAUUCCCAGGAUACAGUCACAAGUUUACCGAUUCGAACUACGCCGAAAAAGCCACAAUCAACUCAAAUAAUGCGUCAAACUAUCAAGAACCAUGUCAACAGUGUGGUGCACUUCGAAGAAGACGAUGAAGCGCUGUCAGAUCAUGAGGCAUCCGCAGCCUUCUCUAUCAAGGACCCUGCUUUUUCCUUUAAGAAGCCAGAAAUUCGAGUGCAUAGCUUCCUGGGAGAAAACUACAUGGAUACAGUUUAUGCUCUUUCUGAUGAUGAAGCCCCGACGUUGCUUGCUUCCAUGAAGCGGGUUUCACUAGGCAAAAAGAAGAAGCUACAGCUAGGUCCAGCAGCCGUGCGCCCCAAGGAAACGGCCAAUGUGGCAAUGCAAAAUUGCCCCGAGAGUUCCAAGCACAUUACUGCUAGUGAAGAGGCAGAACACCAUGCGAGCAAGGCACCCAGCCCGAGCCCCGACAUCGACACAGACGCGGUGCUAAAUUCCAUCACGGACACAGCGGCUGUGCAAGAACCGCCCUGUAAGGCGACAGAGUCAGAUGACACAACGGGAUCAUCUAUCCCUAGCGGCGGAGAUGGCGAUGAUAGCGGUAUUGAUAUCCGAAGUGAACAAACGUCUUGUGAGCGAUCAAAUCGACCCCCAGCGAGAGAUCCUAUACCAGCGGUUCCUCUGUUCCAAGACCAAAAUCUCCUGGGAGCUGAACAUAUACUGGACAGCCUUGACGUAAUGUCGGAGGCCGAAGAAACCGCCUCCAGCCCGGUCAGUGAAUAUGGGCUGGCAACGGAGGACACACAGAUGAAUGACGCCGACCCCUUUACCAGUAACGUUCCGGCUUCGUCAAGAUCGACCGACAAGCCACCUUUUGUCGAUGAAGUGCCCAUGUAUGAAAGUAUGGAUACCUUUGAAGAUCUGCCCGCGGAUAUUCCGCUGAUGAGCGAAGAGGUAGAAAUGGGGUAUGAUCAACCUGUGGAGCCAACAGUGAAGGCUCUCGAGCAGAAUACUGCAAGAGAGAAGAGUGCCAAGAAGCAGACCGCACAGGGGCCACCCGAAGCCCAAAAAGAACUCCCAAACGCACGCGUCAGUAUCGCCACCAGCGCGGCGUCCGCUUCCACAGCAAAGCAAGUCACAGCGGAGCUCGGGCAGGCAAUCCUCGUCUACGUUGACCUCGAAGACACCCACGCAAAUGGCAACAUCAAAGGAACCAUCGCCCAACAGCACAGGAGAGCGAUCGAGGCUGCCGUCAUCGAGCUCGUCGCAGACACCAGCUCCCGACUCCAAAUCUGGCCGUGUUAG